Molecule: messenger RNA, 2070 nt
Organism: Chrysochloris asiatica (Cape golden mole)
Lineage: Eukaryota; Metazoa; Chordata; Mammalia; Afrosoricida; Chrysochloridae
Gene: STAU1
Product: staufen double-stranded RNA binding protein 1
Exons: 14
Coding region: 142-1875 (577 amino acids)
Source: RefSeq, a predicted model, not a curated record
CCUCUCAGAACUGAACCAAAACAACAUUGUUCCUGGAGCAUCCUCUUUUUAAGAAAGGUAGAACUUUAGACUUCAUAGCACUGAAUUAACCUGCACUGAAAGCUGUUUACCUGCAGUUGUUCACUUUUGUUGAAAGUGACCAUGUCUCAAGUUCAAGUGCAAGUUCAGAACCCAUCUGCUGCUCUCUCAGGGAGCCAAAUACUGAACAAGAACCAGUCUCUUCUCUCACAGCCUUUGAUGAGUAUUCCUUCUACUACUAGUUCUCUGCCCUCUGAAAAUGCAGGUAGACCUAUUCAAAACUCUGCUUUACCCUCUGCAUCUAUCACAUCCACCAGUGCAGCUGCAGAAAGCAUAACUCCUACUGUAGAACUAAAUGCACUGUGCAUGAAACUUGGAAAAAAACCAAUGUACAAGCCUGUUGACCCUUACUCUCGGAUGCAGUCCACCUACAACUACAACAUGAGAGGAGGUGCCUAUCCCCCGAGGUACAUUUACCCAUUUCCAGUUCCACCUUUACUGUAUCAAGUUGAACUUUCUGUGGGAGGACAGCAGUUUAAUGGAAAAGGAAGGACAAGACAGGCUGCGAAACACGAUGCUGCUGCUAAAGCACUGAGGAUCCUGCAGAACGAGCCCCUUCCGGAGCGGCUGGAGGUGAAUGGAAGAGAAUCGGAAGAAGAAAAUCUUAAUAAAUCUGAAAUAAGUCAAGUGUUUGAGAUUGCACUUAAACGGAACAUGCCUGUGAAUUUUGAGGUUGCCCGGGAGAGUGGGCCACCACACAUGAAGAGUUUUGUGACCAAGGUCUCAGUUGGAGAGUUCAUAGGGGAAGGGGAAGGCAAGAGCAAGAAGAUUUCAAAGAAAAAUGCUGCCAUAGCUGUUCUUGAGGAGCUGAAGAAGUUACCUCCCCUCCCUACAGUUGAACGAGUGAAGCCCAGAAUCAAAAAGAAAACAAAGUCCAUAGUCAAACUCCAUGCAGGCCCGGAAUACGGGCAAGGGAUGAAUCCCAUUAGCAGACUGGCCCAGAUCCAGCAAGCAAAGAAGGAGAAAGAGCCGGAAUACCUGCUCCUGACUGAGAGAGCCCUGCCGCGCCGCAGGGAGUUUGUGAUGCAGGUGAAGGUGGGAAACCACACUGCCGAAGGAGCCGGCACCAAUAAGAAGGUGGCCAAACGCAACGCAGCUGAGAACAUGCUGGAGAUCCUUGGUUUCAAAGUUCCGCAGACUCAGCCCGCCAAGCCAGCACUCAAGUCAGAGGAGAAGACACCAAUAAAGAAACCAGGGGAUGGAAGAAAAGUGACCUUUUUUGAACCUGGCUCUGCAGAUGACAAUGGAACUAGUAAUAAGGAAGAUGAGUUUAGGAUGCCUUAUCUUAGUCAUCAGCAGCUGCCUGCUGGAAUUCUUCCCAUGGUGCCCGAGGUUGCCCAGGCUGUGGGUGUCAGUCACGGACAUCACACCAAAGAUCUCAGCAGGGCAGCUCCAAAUCCUGCCAAGGCCACAGUGACUGCCAUGAUAGCCCGGGAGUUGCUGUAUGGCGGCACUUCGCCCACAGCUGAGACCAUUGUAAAGAAUAACAUCUCUUCAGGACACAUACACCACGGACCUCUCCUGAGACCCUCGGAGCAAUUGCAGUAUCUCUCCAGAGUCCAGGGAUUCCAGGUUGAAUACAAAGAUUUCCCAAAAAACAACAAGAAUGAGUUUGUAUCGCUAAUCAAUUGCUCCUCGCAGCCGCCUCUGAUCAGCCAUGGCAUCGGAAAGGAUGUGGACUCCUGUCACGAUAUGGCGGCACUGAACAUACUGAAGUUGCUGUCUGAGUUGGACCAACAAAGUGCAGAGAUGCCGAGAACAGGAAAUGGGCCUUUGUCUGUGUGUGGGAGGUGCUGAACCUUUGCUGGCCACGAACCAUUAUCAAAUCCCAACAUAUAUACUGAAAAUACUGAAACUGCUUUGAAAAUUUGGAAUUUCUGAUACCUCCAGUGGGCUGAGACAUGACAGACUGGACCCAUCAGCGGCGAGGAAGACGGGGGCUCAGGAGGCAGCUGUGGCUGUGAGGGAGUGGGCUGUGAUUUGUUGUAUUGG